Bemisia tabaci is the source of this 1110-nucleotide messenger RNA. RefSeq lists its product as uncharacterized. The record is from RefSeq and is a predicted model, not a curated record. NCBI's taxonomy places the organism in Eukaryota, Metazoa, Arthropoda, Insecta, Hemiptera, Aleyrodidae.
CUCGGCUUCAGGAGUAACCUCGUGGUUGGAGACAUUGACAUUAGUGACGAAGUUCUAAUAGAUGGGAAAACUCGAAAACACGUGUCUUGAUAUUUAACAUCGCAGAUUUCUCGUUACAAUUUCUUCUGUUAAAGGUUAAAAAGAAUCUUAUUAUUGAACCAAGAAGUAUGAAAACCACUCUAGUCUUGAUCAUGAUUAUUUUUAUAUCCACUUUGGCCGGAGCUUGGGACUGGCACUUCCGGGAGCUGCGCCGCCUCCACGACGGCGAGGACACUUGUCUCAACCUCACCGAGUGCCACACGAUCGAGAAGCGGCGCUACGCCAAGGCCCAAUGCUAUUCGUACUUCGUCCACUUCACCUAUGUCCCCCCGGCGAUGCAUGAUCGCUGCCCGUUCGCGCGCAACGCUCGCUGCCGCCUGCACGAGGGCGCGUGGCGCUGCACCGUCGACCUCUCAGACAACACCAACUCCACGGAGGUCCCUGAGGAAAUCGCCCCGCUUAGCUUCUGUAUAGAGCAUUAUCGAGAUUGGGAUCAACUCGUCGAGCGAGGUGCUUAGGAGAAUGUAGAGGGUGAAAUUUCAUGCCAGUCGGAAAUUCAGCGCCAUUCUUCCAAAAAGAAUUAUGAAGACACAAAUUUUCUCAGAAGGCAAUAUAUCGAUAGACUUUCAGGUGCAACAACAGCUCCUUUCGGUUAAAUUCGCUUUUAUGAAUGUAUCUUGUCAGCAUAAAUGAGCUAAAGGAAUAAGGGAAAUCGAUUCAAACGAAUCAUGGAAAAAAGCGAUAUUUUGAAAGAGGACAUGCGCACAUUGAAAGAAGUUGAUUUGGAGGAAUAGUAAUAGCAACAACAGAGAUCAUAUUCAAUAAAAGUAGUAUGAACCCAACGGACAAGGAAAUAUAACAAUAAUUCAAUGUGUAUAGACUAUGAUAGAUAUUAGAUUAGAAAUAAGAUGUAUUGUAAUUAUUGUAAAGUAAUUUAAAAAAAGAACGAAAAUGCUUAUUUGUACGUUUAAAUCAUUGCAAAUCACUCGAUUGUGAUGAAUACAGGAACCGCGACGUAAUUUGCGUGAUUUGAUUAGGCGCUCGAAUUUCUCUGCGGUCAAAAGAGUAAAA